Salvia splendens (bonfire salvia) is the source of this 1012-nucleotide messenger RNA. RefSeq lists its product as uncharacterized. The coding region runs from base 335 to 922 and encodes 195 amino acids. The transcript has a single exon. The record is from RefSeq and is a predicted model, not a curated record. Lineage: Eukaryota; Viridiplantae; Streptophyta; Magnoliopsida; Lamiales; Lamiaceae.
UUUUGUCCUAAAACAAUUCAAUUCAUUAUUCUAUGCCAAUAAAAAGAUAGUAUUGUAUAGGACAAUAUCUAUUAUUUAAUGUUGGCCAUCUCUCUUCUUCUAGCCUUUGUAUGAAAUCUGGAGUUUGAUGGAGGAGAAGCAGCUCGAUUACGUGCUGGUGCCGUUGGGGAUGGCUAUGUUUCUCGGCUACCACCUCUCUCUGGCUUCUCUUCACCAUCAUCCGAAAUCCGACAAGAACUGUCAUCGGCAUCAACUCUCAGAGUCGCCAUAAAUGGCUCUUCUGCUUGAUGUCUGUUAGUAUUCCUUUUCCCUUUUCUGUUUGUAAUCAGUUUUCAUGGUUGUUUGUUAUGAUAAUUGGCAGGAUCCACUAAAAAAUGGAGUACUGGCUGUUCAAACAAUCCGGAACAACAUAAUGGCGUCGACCCUCUUGGCGACGACAGCCAUCACUCUGAGCUCGCUCAUAAGCGUGUAUGUCAGCAACAAGUCCAGCUCCCCCUCCUCCAAACUGAUCUACGGGAACAAAUCCUCCUUCAUGUCCUCGCUCAAGUUCUUCGCCAUUUUGCUCUGCUUUCUCGUGGCGUUCCUCUGCAACGUCCAGUCCAUAAGGUACUACGCGCACGUCAGCUUCCUAGCCACCGUGCCCACCUCUCAAGGAAGGAUAGACGCGAUUGAGUACGUGGCCAGGAACUUGAACAGGGGUAGCUUCUUCUGGUCGCUUGGACUCGGAGCUUUCUACUUGUCGUUUCCUCUCUUCCUCUGGGUGUUCGGCCCGAUACCCAUGUCCCUUUGCUGCUUCGCCAUGUCGUUCCUUCUCUACUUCUUGGACACUACCACCAACUUUACCAGAGAUCUGCAUUCUCAUUCGAUCAAGCAGGAAGCUAUUGUUGAAGAUGCAGAGCCUGUAGUUGCUCAUGCCACAUGACCUAUUUCUUUCAAAGUUCAACUUUGGUGUAUUAUCUUAUGAUAAUAGAUAUUGCAUGAUUGCAGAAUUUGAUCAGUAAUCUUGAAAUUG